AUGGGCGCCUCAUUGAACGAUUGUCCUACGACAACACCAUUGGUUGUGCGCCCCGAGCACCGGCAGUUCCGCGGUGUGCUAAUCGAAACUACUUGUGUCCCUUACUGUGCAUUAUCAACGCUUUCAGGGAUCACUGCCCCAGGAGCACGUCAGCUGCACCCACUCCCAAUGCCAGCAUGUGACUUCAAACCAGACAGCUACCAGGGUUGGCCGUACGAUGCCUUAAUGAGGGUCAGGAAGGAGAAGAUGUCUCCAUUCACCGUGAGUUAUUACCAGCAGCCACUGCUCCUCCACCAAGGCCAUAUGCAGUGGCUGUGGGAUGGACAGGGACGCCGCUACCUGGACUUCUUUGGAGGAAUUGUCACCAUCAACAUUGGGCACUGCCACCCGAAGGUGACGGCUGCUGCUGAGGCCCAGUUGAGGAGGCUGUGCCACACGACGAAUAUCUACCUUCACCCCCCCCUCUAUGAGUACAUCGAGCAACUCACCGCCCUCCUCCCCAACCCCCUGAAGGUGGUGUUUCUGGUGAACAGCGGCUCUGAGGCCAAUGACCUGGCGAUGCUCCUGGCCCAGACUUACACUGGCAACCAUCACAUCAUCACCCUCAGCGGAGGCUAUCACGGUGGGACGAUCAGCGCGACGGGAUUGACAUCGAUAUCCAGCUACAAAUAUAACAUCAGUGCAAAUACCAACUGCCACCCAGCCAUGUGCCCCGAUGUUUUCCGUGGGAUAUGGGGAGGCAGCCACUGUCGUGAUAGUGUCGUACAAACCCUGCGAUCCUGCAGCUGCACUGCAGACAGAUGCCAUGCCAGGGACCAGUACAUUAACCAGCUUCACAACACCCUCCUGUCAGCUGUCCCCAAGGCAAUAGCUGCUUUCAUCGCUGAACCCAUCCAGGGCGUGAGUGGGACGGUCCAAUACCCGAAGGGGUUUCUGAAGGAGGUUGCUGAGAUUAUUCGAGAACGGGGUGGAUUAUACAUUUCUGAUGAGGUUCAAACUGGAUUUGGCCGUUUGGGAAGCCAUUACUGGGGGUUCCAGUCUCACGGAGUGGUACCGGAUAUCGUUACCAUGGCGAAGGGAAUAGGCAACGGCUUCCCGAUGGGUGCCGUGGUUACCACACCUGAGAUCGCUGCCUCCAUGUCUGAAGCAACAACCUUCAACACGUUCGGAGGGAACCCCGUGGCCUGUACUAUUGGCUCCACCGUCCUCAAGGUGAUCGAGGAGGAGAGUCUGAUGGAGAAUUGCCUGACCCUGGGGAACCGGCUGCUCCUGGGGCUGGAGAAACUGCGCCAAGAGUUCGAGAUUGUGGGGGACGUCCGCGGUAAGGGGCUGAUGGUUGGCAUGGAGAUGGUGGACAGUCGGGACACUCAGAAACCUCUUCCUGCCCAAGAAAUGAACCACAUCUGGGAGGACUGCCGAGAGAUGGGACUGCUCCUGGGAAAAGGGGGCAUGUACGGACAGAGUUUCAGGAUUAAGCCCCCGAUGUGCAUCACGAAGGAAGAUGUUGAUUUUGCUCUGUCCGUCUGCCGAGUGGCUCUCGAGAAACAAACCACACGGAGGUUACAGACUGUAUCGCCCUGAUUAACCCAGGGCUGCGCAGAUACACACCAUCAGGACAAAAACAGCCUCUGUCAGAGUA
This is a messenger RNA of Hemiscyllium ocellatum (epaulette shark), 1639 nucleotides long. It is a transcript of the gene agxt2, whose product is annotated as alanine--glyoxylate aminotransferase 2. Gene Ontology annotation, biological process: glyoxylate catabolic process. Gene Ontology annotation, cellular component: mitochondrion. The transcript has 14 exons. Bases 1 to 1581 code for a protein of 526 amino acids. The record is from RefSeq and is a predicted model, not a curated record. Gene Ontology annotation, molecular function: pyridoxal phosphate binding; L-alanine:glyoxylate transaminase activity. Lineage: Eukaryota; Metazoa; Chordata; Chondrichthyes; Orectolobiformes; Hemiscylliidae.